UUCUACGAAUGUGCAAUAAUAAAUCGGACACUGGACAGCAACUGCUAUAGCUUCCAUUGUUCCUUCAGAAAUCAGAAUCAGAGCGCAAUGGCCAAUCCCUCCACUGCCGUUUCUGGCAGAACGCCAAUAACUCACGUCGUUUUUGACAUGGAUGGUCUCUUGCUCGACACAGAGAAGUUCUAUACUGAAGUUCAGGAAAUUAUACUUGCUAGAUACAAUAAAACCUUUGAUUGGAGCCUCAAGCCAAAGAUGAUGGGAAAGAAAGCAAUAGAAGCUGCUAGGGUCUUUGUUGAAGAGUCUGGAAUUAGUGACAUUCUUAGUCCUGAGCAAUUUCUAGUAGAAAGAGAGGAGAUGCUGCAGAAAUUGUUUCCGACAAGUGAGCUGAUGCCAGGUGCUAGCCGGUUAAUCAGGCAUCUACAUGCAAAAGGAGUUCCAAUUUGUUUGGCAACUGGUUCUCACAGGCGACAUUUUGAAUUGAAAACUCAAAGACAUCGUGAAAUCUUUUCUUUGAUGCAUCAUGUUGUUGUUGGUGAUGACCCUGAAGUUAAACAAGGCAAACCAUCACCGGAUGUAUUUCUUGCAGCAGCCAAGAGAUUUGAGGGUGGACCAGUAGAUCCUUGUAACGUUCUUGUUUUCGAAGAUGCGCCCUCAGGAGUUCUUGGAGCUAAGAAUGCUGGGAUGUCUGCUGUUAUGGUUCCUGAUCCAAGGCUGGACAAAUCUUUUCAUGAUGCAGCAGAUCAGGUUUUGAACUCACUGUUGGAUUUCAACCCUAGUGAGUGGGGUUUACCUCCAUUUGAAGAUAAUUAAAGCUGAACUUGAGUUUCUAUUGCUGUGUUUCAUUUUUACUGCGGACUGACAAAGCUGCACAUCUUUUGCACAACUAAAUCGAUAAGUAAUUAAUUCAUCUUCAUAGACUGUCAGUUACAUUGUUUGACCUUUAUAUUCUUGUUCUUGUAAUAAUAUUACUACAAUCAAUAUCAGCUGAGACCUUAGAAAGUCGAUAUAUUGUUUAAAUAUUUAUC
Gastrolobium bilobum is the source of this 1022-nucleotide messenger RNA. RefSeq names its product (DL)-glycerol-3-phosphatase 2. The coding region runs from base 88 to 807 and encodes 239 amino acids. Gene Ontology annotation, biological process: glycerol biosynthetic process. NCBI's taxonomy places the organism in Eukaryota, Viridiplantae, Streptophyta, Magnoliopsida, Fabales, Fabaceae. Gene Ontology annotation, molecular function: sn-glycerol 3-phosphatase activity. The transcript is spliced from 6 exons. The record is from RefSeq and is a predicted model, not a curated record.